GAAGAAGAUGAUGAUGAUGAUGAUCAUGAUGUAGAAGAGGGAAUGUUGUGCAGUUUCUAACACUAUUUUGACCUGGCAACAGCAGACCCACACCCCACGUAUGUGUAGCGUCUAUUAUACAAAACAGAAAAAUAAAAAUUAUCUUCAUCAUCCGGAUAAAUAAAACAUCCCUCUUUCUUAUCCUAAACCAAAUUUCCACGAAAAAAUAAAUAAACUGUAUAAUCCGAAGUAAAACCAACUCAUCACAGCAAAAUCGUUAGCUUCCAGUCGAUGCAUGGAAAAUUUGUGAAGGAAAAGAAUUCAAAGUUAAACCAACUGCUAUGGCGGAUUUGUUCUGCCCGGAGUGCAAAAGGCCGACGGAGGUGGUUUUCGACCACUCGGCCGGCGACACUGUGUGUUUGGAGUGUGGGCUCGUGCUUGAGGCCCACUCCAUCGAUGAGACCUCCGAGUGGCGGACUUUUGCCAACGAGAUGGGCGACAAUGACCCGGUCCGAGUGGGCGGGCCCACCAACCCCUUACUCGCCGAUGGCGGUCUUUCCACGGUCAUCUCGAAUCCAAAUGGGUCGUCGGGAGAUUUCUUAUCUGCAUCUUUGGGCCGGUGGCAGAACCGAGCGGCUAACUUGGAUAGGUCACUAAUCCAGGUUUUCAAGACUAUUGCGACCAUGGCGGAUAGGUUAGGUCUUGUUGCAACCAUAAAGGAUCGAGCGAAUGAAAUAUAUAAGAAGGUGGAAGAUCAAAAGCCUCUUAAAGGACGGAAUCAAGAUGCUAUCUUGGCUGCUUGCCUCUACAUUGCAUGUCGGCAAGAGGACAAACCACGAACCAUGAAAGAAAUAUGCACUGUUGCAAAUGGUGCAACCAAAAAGGAGAUUGGGCGAGCAAAAGAAUUCAUUGUGAAACAGCUAGAGUUGGAAAUGGGUCAAUCGGUGGAGAUGGGAACUAUUCAUGCAGCGGACUUUUUGAGACGUUUUUGUUCGCAUUUGGGUAUGACAAACCAAGCAGUGAAAGCUGCUCAAGAAGCAGUACAAACAUCCGAAGAGCUUGACAUAAGGAGAAGUCCUAUAUCCAUAGCAGCAGCAAUAAUCUACAUAAUUACGCAACUUUCAGAUGACAAGAAGCUUCUCAAAGAUAUUUCACUUGCAACUGGAGUGGCUGAAGGUACAAUUCGCAAUUCGUAUAAGGAUAUCUACCCGCUUGCGUCAAAAGUAGUUCCGAAUUGGUAUGCUACAGAAGAAGACCUCAGACAACUUUGCACUCCAUGAGUUGACUUAUCAGGAAGCAGCUUUUAAAUGUUUAGCCAAAAGUGGUUCAUUGAUGCAAAAGGAGCCCCUCUGACCAGUUGCUGAAGUAGAUCUAUUAAAUGCUAAUGUAGAAGCUUCUCUUUUGUUGUAACCUUAAUAUCAACAUUGUGUAUUUUAAUGUUCAUGAAUUGAAUUUUGUAAUUAAUCCCUCGUUAGAUUUUCCAUUAACUCGGUUACGUGAACCAGUCAAGGAUGAAAUGAUAUUUACCAUUUUUGUACAAGCAUUCUCAUAUGAUCCACAAGCGAUGGGGCAGUUGGGAUAUGAGAAAAGGUGUUGAAGAUAUACUGGUAUGAUUAUCUCACCUUCGGCAUAACAAAUGAUUUGUAUCUCACAUUCAGCGUAACAAGUAUUUCGUACAAUUUAUAAGUAGAAACGGGAUAAAUCGCAAAACUACAAGUGAAGAAGAAGUCUUGUUUCUUUUAACAACUUCCGAACUAUCCAUAAAAGAUGUAACUUUGAAAUACUGCCUCCUCUUACAUUUUUGGGUUCUUCAAAUGCGGCCCCACAGCUUUUUCUUUUUAAACCUAUCAGCAUUGCCAACACAAGAAGUCCACACAGGCCACAACUAUUUCAGUUCCAAGACUGCACGACACAUUAACUUGUCAACAUGCGUAACGACCAUUGCUUAAAUAGCUUUUGAACAAACUCGUACCUGCAUCCCAAAUGUUAACUCCCAUCAGUGUUCAACAAAUUCUUCUUUUUUCUUUUAUGCUUAGGCUUCACUGCAUCUUUUAACGUCUUGGGUUUGGUCAUCUGCUGUUGAGCUUUAGCUGUAUCUUGCGAUGGAGGUGAUGGUGGAUCUUCAUCUCUAAGGGGUUGAUCAGACUCUGGAUUUUCAGGAGGUAAUACAUCCAUCUUUUGUUCGGGGAUCACUGCAGCUGUGAAAUAUAAAAUUACUUGCACAUUUCAACUAAAACAGAACACUCCUGUAAGUAAAGUAGGGUCAGACAACAAAUGAUUUUUUUCAUUCAAAAGAUGCUCCCAUUUUUUUUAAACAAACUGUUCCGUUUGGAUUGAAUUCAUCAUGGCACUACUCAUAUAUGAAUUAUCCUGCAAAAUUACAAAGAAAUGGAGCAAGCAAGAAGGAAGAUUUCCAUUAAAGCAUUAGAAAUCAUGCAUUUAUGGACAUUAUUAAGCAUACAUUUAUAUUAAAUUACCUCGCAAACCCAAAGAUGCCUUCAAUUCAUCAACGUUGACACCCUUGGAAUAUGGAUC
This is a messenger RNA of Striga asiatica, 2514 nucleotides long. The record is from the annotation of a GenBank genome assembly. NCBI's taxonomy places the organism in Eukaryota, Viridiplantae, Streptophyta, Magnoliopsida, Lamiales, Orobanchaceae.